GGCCGGGCUGGUGGGGCGCAGGCCCGGGGACCCCCAAAUCCUGAAAUUUACCGGUCCUUCCCGCCGUCCCGCUCCAGGCCGCGCACCUUUCACGGCAGGUUUUGAUUCCCACCAUGGCCAUCACUCAGUUUCGGCUAUUUAAAGUUUGUACCUGCUUAGCAACAGUAUUCUCAUUCCUAAAGAGAUUAAUAUGCAGGUCUGGCAGAGGAAGAAAAUUAAGUGGAGACCAAAUAACUUUGCCAACUACAGUUGAUUAUUCUUCAGUUCCAAAGCAGACAGAUGUAGAGGAGUGGACCUCCUGGGAUGAAGAUGCACCCACAAGUGUAAAGAUUGAAGGAAGGAAUGGAAAUGUGGCAUCACAACAAAAUGCUUUGGAACAACUGGAACCUGACUAUUUUAAGGACAUGACACCAACUAUAAGGAAAACUCAGAAAAUUGUUAUUAAGAAGAGAGAACCGUUAAAUUUUGGCAUCCCAGAUGGUAGCACAGGUUUCUCCAGUAGACUAGCAGCUACACAAGAUAUGCCUUUUAUUCAUCAGUCGUCUGAAUUGGGUGACUUAGACACUUGGCAAGAAAAUACUAAUGCAUGGGAAGAGGAGGAAGAUGCAGCCUGGCAAGCAGAAGAACUUCUGAGGCAGCAAAAAAUAGCAGACAGAGAAAAGAGAGCAGCAGAACAACAAAGGAAGAAAAUGGAAAAGGAAGCACAGAGACUAAUGAAGAAGGAACAGAACAAAAUUGGUGUGAAACUUUCAUAACAAAUACUCUUCAAAUGUCAUUGUGCAAGUAAGAGAAAUCUGAGCUCCACAGCCCAUACAACAUUUGUAUGGAUUUAAGAGUAUUUAUGGAAUACAAAUACACUACUUGAUUUUAGUGCAUUCAUCAGGCCAUUCAGGAGACCAAGAUUCUCCCAAAGUACUUGGAACUCUUAGUGAUUGAGACUCAAAAGGACAGAACAGAUGUACGCAACUAUUUUCUUCAACAUUCUCCAGACAUACAACAUUGUUUGCUGUAGAAAAAUUAUUACAAAUGGAAUAUACCAGUACCUCUCAAGCUAGUGUUUCUAGCUAAAUAAAUGGGUGUAAAUAAUUUUAUGGUGGAAAAGAACUCUGCUAUCUAUUAUGUUUUCCUUCAAUGUGUAUAAUUAUAAAAUAAAUAAUUCUGCUAUU
Dipodomys spectabilis (banner-tailed kangaroo rat) is the source of this 1166-nucleotide messenger RNA. Its product is annotated as receptor-binding cancer antigen expressed on SiSo cells-like. Gene Ontology annotation, cellular component: secretory granule. NCBI's taxonomy places the organism in Eukaryota, Metazoa, Chordata, Mammalia, Rodentia, Heteromyidae. The record is from RefSeq and is a predicted model, not a curated record.